AUGCUGCGUGCUCCACCGCACUCGUCCGUGCUCACGGCCGGCACCGCGGCGGCUCGGCCGCCGCCGCGGUCGGUGCAGCGGCCGUCGGCGGGCCACCGGAAGGCGGAGGCGCUGCGGCUGCGGCGCGUGUUCGAGAUGUUCGACCGCGACGGCGACGGCGUGAUCACGCCGGCCGAGCUGUCGGGCGCGCUGGGCCGCCUCGGCGCGCGGCGGCACGACGACGGCCAGGCGCCCGACGAGGCCGCGGCCCUCGACGCGGUCGUCGCGGCGUACGUCGCGCCCGGGAUGGCGGGCCUCCGUUUCGCCGACUUCCAGGCGCUCCACGCCGAGCUCUCCGUCGCCGGCUCCGGCACGAAGGGAGACGACGCCGACGCGGAGGAGGAGGACGACGAGGACAUGAGGGAGGCGUUCGGGGUGUUCGACGAGGACGGCGACGGGUACAUCUCGGCGGCGGAGCUGCAGGCGGUGCUGUCGCGGAUGGGGAUGCCGGAGGCGGCCUGCAUGGCGCGGGUGCGCGACAUGAUCGCCGCCGCCGACCGGGACAGCGACGGCCGCGUCGACUACGAGGAAUUCAAGGCCAUGAUGGCCGGUGGUAAUUAAUCCUAAUUGUAAUUCCGACGUGUACGUAGUGAUUAAUUAGUGAAACAAUAUUUGGGAUUUUUCUCGUGUCAAAUACGUACGUACGCCGUGCAAAAGUAAUCGAUCGUGGUGCUGUCCUGUAGAUAUAUAUCGUCUCCUUGAAAUAGGAUGUAAAAAAGAAGGAGAAGAUGACUUUAAUUUUCUUGUGUACCCUGAUUUCACUCUUAUCAUUUCGAUACUCCUUGGGUUUUUUUUUCUCUUUAUCCAUAUGGC
Molecule: messenger RNA, 852 nt
Organism: Oryza brachyantha (malo sina)
Lineage: Eukaryota; Viridiplantae; Streptophyta; Magnoliopsida; Poales; Poaceae
Product: probable calcium-binding protein CML21
Exons: 1
Coding region: 1-600 (199 amino acids)
Molecular function (GO): enzyme regulator activity; calcium ion binding
Source: RefSeq, a predicted model, not a curated record